Vigna radiata var. radiata (mung bean) is the source of this 780-nucleotide messenger RNA. RefSeq names its product activating transcription factor 7-interacting protein 1-like. The record is from RefSeq and is a predicted model, not a curated record. The transcript is spliced from 3 exons. Lineage: Eukaryota; Viridiplantae; Streptophyta; Magnoliopsida; Fabales; Fabaceae. The coding region runs from base 1 to 780 and encodes 259 amino acids.
AUGGUUUGGCUUCAAAAUCCGUCGGAACUAUUUGGGGGUGGUCUUAUAGCGAGUGAUCUUAUAGCGGGUGAUCUUAUCGCGGGUGAUCUUCUAACGGGUGAUUUUAUCGGGAGUGAUCUUAUCGCUGGUGAUCUUCUCGUGGGUGAUCUUAUAGGGGGUGGUUUUAUAGAGGGUGAUCUUAUAGCGGGGGAUCUUAUCGUGGAUGAUCUUAUUACGGGUCCUCUUAUAGCGGGUGAUCCCAUUGAGGGUGAUCUUAUCGCGGGUGAUCUUAUCGUGGGUGAUCUUACCGUUGGUGACCUUAUCUUGGGCGAUCUUAUCCUGAGUGAUCUUAUCGCGGGUGAUCUUAUCGCGGGUGAUCCUAUCACGGGUGAUCGUAUCCUAGGCGAUCUUAUCCUAGGCGAUCUUAUCGCGGGUGAUGGUGAUCCUAUCGCGGGUGAUCCUAUCACGGGUGAUCUUUUCCCGGGAGAUCUUAUCCUGGGUGAUCUUAUCGCGGGUGAUCCAGUCGCGGGUGAUCCUAUCGUGCGUGAUAUUAUCCUGGGCGAUCUUAUCUUGGGUAAUAUUGUCGCGGGUGAUCUUAUCGCAGGUGAUCUUAUCGCGAGCGGUCUUAUCUUGGGUGAUCCUAUCGUGGACGAUCUUAUCAUGGGUGAUCUGAUCGCAGGUGAUCUUAUCAGGGACGAUCUUAUCGCGGGUGAUCUUUUCGUAGGUGCUCUUAUCGCGGGUAAUUUAAUCGCGGGUGAUCUUAUCGUGGGGGAUAUUAUCGCGGGUGAUCAUAUGGUGUGA